AGGAAGCAUAGUGAAUUAUGGUCUACUGAAUCUCAGGUGAAGUUGUUUUGUUACAGAAAGAUUGCUGAACUGUGCUAUUUACUUGAAUAGUGAAUACAAGAAUUCACUCCUUAAGCUCAUUUCUAGUUAUGGAUGGUACUGUAUUCUUUUAGGCUUCUGUUGUGUGUUCUUGGACUACUGAAUCUGAGAGAUUAAAAAUUUAUGAAGAAAGUCGUUUUUAAUUAAUUGAAGGCAACCUUGUUGUUUGUUAGAAAUUUGUAAAUUAGAACUAAAGAAUAGUUUUGUUAAUUCAAGAUUCAUGCUUCACAACAAAGUAGAUAUGUAUUACUAUUAUAAACUAAUUUCAGCUAAUACUAACUAGAUAUUAUGCGGAAAUUGAAUUUAGUUUAUAAUAGUUUUACUUGCGAUAGCAAUUGGUAAUUCUAAUCAGCAAUGGUAUUAUAGUUAAAUAAAAAAAGUUCGAAGACGGCACCAGGGAAUUAACCAACAGUAUGUUCAAAUUGUUUCGACCUGCCGCUGUUCGAGACACCAUUCAUUCGGUUUUAGUGGAACAUUUGUCUGGAAAAACAUAUAUUGCGGAAGAGACCACAGACUGGACAAAAGUCAUAUCAGAUGAUAUCAAACAAAAAUUAAAAGAUAUGGGAUAUGACAGAUAUAAAUUUUUAGUUCAAGUUGUAAUAGGUGAACAAAGAGGAGAAGGAGUCAAGAUGGCUUGUAGGUGUUUCUGGGAUUCUGAUACAGACAACUAUGCACAAGAUAUAUUUAUGAAUGAUUCUUUAUUUUGUGUGGCAGCAGCAUUUGGAGUGUUCUAUUAUUGAUACAAUAUAAAAUCAUUUAUUACCACAACAAACAAUUAUUUACUGUUUUAAUUUAUUGUUGAAAAAAUAAGGUGUUGUCUAUGUCAGAUUUGUGGUCUAAGGGGAGACAAUAUGGACAAUUCGACACUUAGCAGGAGUUGUCUCCCUUAUACCACUGUUACUGCUGUGAUUUUUUGUGCUGAAUUUGAGCAUAAGGAUUUCAUUUUAAGAAAAUAGAUCAGAUUUUUGGAAAAGAAGAAACAAUACAACAAUUAAAGAAUAAAAAAUAUGCAUAAGGACUAAAAAGAUUCCUGAAAUAGUAUUUUUCAUUGUAUAUUUGAAAAUUAAUAUUUGCACAUUUGAAUCAUCUCUCACCCUGCAUUCUUAGAAACCAAUUUUUACUUAUACAGGUAUUAAAUAUUAUUUGAAAUUU
Patella vulgata (common limpet) is the source of this 1230-nucleotide messenger RNA. RefSeq names its product dynein light chain Tctex-type protein 2B. The record is from RefSeq and is a predicted model, not a curated record. Gene Ontology annotation, molecular function: dynein intermediate chain binding. Gene Ontology annotation, cellular component: cytoplasm; cytoplasmic dynein complex. The transcript is spliced from 5 exons. The coding region runs from base 492 to 818 and encodes 108 amino acids. Gene Ontology annotation, biological process: microtubule-based movement. Lineage: Eukaryota; Metazoa; Mollusca; Gastropoda; Patellidae.